AUGUCGUCCGCUCCCGCAUGCAAGAAGCUUCUCAUCUUUGGCGCCACCGGUCUGGUCGGGAGCCGCAUCACCAGGGAGAUAGUUCGGAACAAAAGCCAGUUCGAGCGGAUUGCCAUCUUCACGUCUCGCACGACGGUUGAAAGCGCCACGAAAUCCGAGCAGAUCGCCAGUCUCCAGAAGGAGGGCGUCGGCGUCAUCGUCGGCGACGUGACGAGCGCGGGCGACGUGGCGAGAGCGUAUUCCGGCAUCGACACGGUCAUCUCGUGCCUGGGCCGGAAUGCACUUGAACAUCAGAUCGAGCUUGUGCGGCUCGCCAACGAAAGCCCGUCUGUGCACCGAUUCUUCCCGUCCGAAUACGGCACCGACAUCGAGUAUGGCCCGUCGUCGGCGCAUGAGAUCCCGCACCAGAAGAAGCUCAAGGUCAGAGCCGCUCUCCGGGCCUGCGAUCGCCUCGACCAUACUUACGUGGUCACCGGCCCGUAUGCGGACGGAGACCCCGGCCUCUAUUUCAGCGCCAAUGCGUCCGGCAAGCAGGCCGGCAGUUUCGACGUCAAGAAUAAGGAGGCCGUGCUGCUGGGCGAUGGGAAUCUCAGAAUCAGUUUCACCACCAUGCACGAUGUGGGUAAGCUAGUGGUGCUUGCCGCCCUGCACGCAGAUUCCAGCCGCAACAAGGCCCUGCGGGUCAAUUCGUUCACCGUGACCGACUCGGACAUCCUCCACGAAUUCGAGAGGCAGACCGGCGGUCAAGCGUGGAAGGUGUCAUACACGAGCCUGGACGAGUUGAGAAGGCUGGAGAGGGAAGCUUUGGAUGCCGGCAAACCCUAUGCGGUCCUCUUCACGUUGAGGAGAAUCUGGGCAGAGGGGGGCACCUUGUACGACAAGCGGGACAACCAUCUCAUCGACGCCGAGCAUGUCGUCGACACCUUGGCAGAUGCAGUGGCGGAAGCCAUCAAGGUUCAGACGAGCUAA
Messenger RNA from Capronia epimyces CBS 606.96, 969 nucleotides. RefSeq lists its product as uncharacterized. The record is from RefSeq and is a predicted model, not a curated record. The transcript is spliced from 2 exons. Lineage: Eukaryota; Fungi; Ascomycota; Eurotiomycetes; Chaetothyriales; Herpotrichiellaceae. The coding region runs from base 1 to 969 and encodes 322 amino acids.